Caenorhabditis angaria is the source of this 1516-nucleotide messenger RNA. The record is from the annotation of a GenBank genome assembly. Lineage: Eukaryota; Metazoa; Nematoda; Chromadorea; Rhabditida; Rhabditidae.
AUGGUUUCUUUUCAAGUGGUCGUUUCUCUCUUCUUGGUUACGGUAGCCUCGUGCACCUUUAAUGGUGACCCGGUGAACUGGAAUCGUCAUCCAUAUUUGGUCAAGAUUAUGACAAGAGAUUCGGCGUCGAAAAAUGUGACAACUUGCAGUGGAACAUUGAUUUCAGCUUCAGCUGUUUUGACAAGCAAUAAAUGUUUCCCAGAAAAUUUGGAUGGUGUUGAAGGACAAGCUAUUGUUCCACUUCACGGAACUUCCAAAACUAUGCAUCGUGCGAUGCUUGAUGUGAAGAGAGACGGGGAUUUUGCGAUUAUGAGAAUUGAUCCAAUCAAACAGAAAAAUGUGGGUACUUUUAUGAAAUUUGAUUUCGAAAUAACCUUUUCAGCUCUGCGAAAAAGCGCCAAUCCCAGCAAGAAUUUCGAGAUUACCAAUCACUCCAACUUUGAUUGAAGCUUCUUUCAAACCAGUUGAUGCUAAGCUUAUGGAAAAAUAUCGAUGCAGAAUUGUUGGAUUCAAGACUAAUGAUGAUGGUGAGUUGUAAGAGAGUUUAGGGUUUCUGAAUCUUUUUUUUUUUUGAAUCAGAAAAAUCUUAUGUUUCAAAAAUUAUAUGAAAAUGAAAUUUGAUUUGAUAUGGAACUUAGAGAAGGUUAAUUUCAAAUGUAUUUUUUUUCAGAAAAAAAUUUCUUCAUUACAUAAAAUGACUAUUAGAAAUUCACAAUUGUAGGACUCUUUUUGUUUAGUAAAUCCAUAAUUUUCAGAAAAAAUUCUGUGGCUCAGGUGCAUAUUUGAAACUUUAUGAAAAAUUUUGUCAAAACUUUUGAUUUUUGGUAAAUCAACCCUCCUGAACAUCGCCCUGUACUCUUGAUGAAAUACUUUUUAACAUUAGUUACGGGCUCUCAAAAACGCGAUUUUCAAAAAAUUCUCAUCUUUUGGCUCAUUUUUGGGCUCUUCAUAGAGCAAAAACUGUACAGAAACAAAUGUGUCUUAUUGCAAAUCUUCGAAGACUGGUCACACACUUUCCUGGUUAGAAAUUAAACUUUUUUUCUCAAAAAAUUCAAAAAAAAAAUGAAAAAUAUAUCACAAAUAAUAUUCUCUAUAUAUUUUUUGCAGUCGAAAAAUUCUCAUCAAGCGACGAAGUCGAAAUCGUCGAUGCUGAAAUCCGCAAAACCACCGACACUUUGAUGUUUGCCGAAGUCUACUCAAACGAAACUGGAACCGCUUGUUGGGAUGAUCUUGGAGCACCAUUAGAAUGCGCAUUGGAAGAUGACUCGUUCUACACUCAAGUUGGAUUUGUUCAUAAUAUUUAUUCAAGAGGAUUGGAUGAUGAGAUGGCUCUUGGUAAUUCUACAUGUUCUGAUGUUAAGGUAAAAAAAAGCGCAAGGGUUUUUUUUAAAGAAAAAUUGAAUUUUUUUAGUCUAUGGAAUUCAUCGUUUUCGGCGAUUUUACUUUGGCUGAAAAUAUCGAUGCUGCUGACAAAAUUGGCGUUUUUGAAUAUCAAGAACGCUGUUUCUCCAAAUAA